GUAUGGUCUGGGAACUUAAUUCAAAUAUUUGAUCCACAGAAUUCACACGGAAGCGCAAAAAGAAACUUGUACGAACGAACAAACAAUGACGAUGAUGUGACGGAGGCCUUUGACCAUAACUCACAUGAUUUAUCUACCCUAUGA
Molecule: messenger RNA, 144 nt
Organism: Funneliformis caledonium
Lineage: Eukaryota; Fungi; Glomeromycota; Glomeromycetes; Glomerales; Glomeraceae
Source: the annotation of a GenBank genome assembly